Molecule: messenger RNA, 3210 nt
Organism: Trypanosoma theileri
Lineage: Eukaryota; Euglenozoa; Kinetoplastea; Trypanosomatida; Trypanosomatidae
Exons: 1
Coding region: 1-3210 (1069 amino acids)
Source: RefSeq, a predicted model, not a curated record
AUGUAUAGUCUCUUUGGGUCUAUUCUUCUUUCAAAGCAUGGAAUUAAGGCUAACCAUGAUCGCCGUUCAGAAACACUCCAUUUAGAAGAAAAUGUGGGUAGUUGUAAAGAGGAAUAUCACAGUACAACAUACAGUGGAUGCCCCUGCGGCAGUACAGAAGAGGAAAAUGAAGAAGAGGCGGAUAACAACAUUGUGCAGGUUCCCGUCACCUAUUUGCAAGGGAAGUAUGUAUUAUUAUAUCUCCCUGAACCAAAUAACAGUGGUUGCCGUAGUUGUAAGCCUACAAAAACGUCUAAUGUAUUAAAUUCACCUCCUGCUGGAUUAGGGAACUGUGGAUUUACUCCAUCCUCGUUAAACAGUGUUAUUGCCCCUAUUACCUCAAAAUUAUUACACCCAAUUAGUGGGGGAGGAGUCGUAUCAGGCCACAACACAUCACAGAUAGUUGAUACUUCUUCUAACAAGAAUGAAACAACACGUCGUGUGAAAACUAUGCUUUCUUCUUAUUGUAAACUUUUAAUGCAGCAAUUAUCAAAUAGUUCUACAACUGGAAAUGGAUCUCUCCAUUUUCCCAUUGCGGUGUUGGAAGUAUGCCAAACCACUUCCACAGAUGACUCUGUACGAUCUGUAGGACAUUCAAAGGAACAUUUUCUAACAACAUCCACGGAUAACGGUGUAGUAGUUGAUGCUAUGUCUGGAAAUACUGCAGGAACUUUAUCGAUUACUUCAGUCAUGGAUUCUUGUUCACCACAAGUAGGUCCAGUUUCUCUUGGUGCGACAAUAACUAGUAACCCUUUCUUUGCUGGAUGGUUUUCAUUAGAAAGUACAGCAGCCUACAGACAAGUUGUUCAAACCUUUGAUCUCACAUCUUGGCCCUCCGUACUGCUUUUUGAUCCUUCUGGUAAUCUUUUAACUACACGUGCACUUGAACACAUUGAACGUGAGAUGAAUUUAAAGACAGAUGAGGAUUGGCAUCCACUUCCAUUAGAAGGUGUAGAUUUAGAACGUCAACAACAACAACAACAUCAUCACCCUUUAAAGUUUCAAUCAGGCUUCCCAUGGGUUACAAAUAAGGGUAAGAGUAAUAUUAGAAGCAAUAUGGAUGAAACUACAAACGAUUUUUCUUUUUCUUCACAUCUUAAGGAUAUCGUUUUAAAUGCACAUAGUGUGGCGGAUGUCCUUGACGGCGUUAACUUUGUUCAAACUGGUACUGUAGAUGAAUCAAACCAACCUCCACAUUUAGAUAAACAAUUGGAUGGGGCGACACAUCUUUUAGUGUACUUUGGAGGUGGUUGGCAUCCUUCCUCUAGAAGUUUUGUCCCUCAACUACGUCGUCUUUGGUCUGCUGUCAAUGAUUCCAAUGAUAAUCGUAAUAGUUUCAAUGAUGAUGAUGAUGAUGAUGAUGAUGAUGAUGAUGAUGGUGGUGGUGGGAGAUUAAGUAACUGGGGAGUGGAAAGCAAAGCACUUCACAUGCCUGGCUUCAGUGGGGGUACGUUAACGGGAUCAACGGAGUUGUUUUCGUACCGAAUGGGAACUAUAAGUAAUUGUCGUGGUAGUACCAGUUUAUUGGAAAGCGAACCACUGGGUUUCUCUUCAAAGGAGUCAUCACAGAAAAUUAUAUUCCUUGGUACACCACAAAGGAAGGAUAAUGAAGAAGUUAUUUCAUUAGGAGUGUUAGAAAAUGAGUCUACCCCGUUGAGGGGUUUGACUGUUGAUGAGCCAAAAGAACAACUGGAAGAAGAAAAAGGAGAUGAAGUAGAACAAGAAGAAGAAGAAGAGGGAAAAGAAAAAGAAGAGGUGCCACUUCAUCGUUUCCAAGUUUUGUACGUUAGUUGUGAUAUUAACAGGGAUCAACUUUAUAAUUCUCUCAAUGAUAUGCCAAGUUCGUGGUUGUGUAUUUCAUCAUCUUUUGGAACCAAAGAGCAUUCUUUGAUUGAAAAAUGUUUGGAACUUUUUGAUGUUCAUGUAUUCCCACGUCUUGUUAUUGUUAAAAUUGAGAAAAAAUCUGAAACAGAGGAAUCUGUUAAUGAGGGAUUGACGUCAAAUUCAACAUCUAACACCAAUUUAAAUGUUCUUUAUUCUCAUGGAGAACGAUUAGUUCUUCGUGGUGGUAUUAUCAAAAAAUACCCAUGGCGUAUUGCUGGGGAACUGAAGAAUAAUGCAGAUAAAUAUUUAGGAUUACCAAGUCUUCCAUUUCAGCUUCCUGUGGUUAGUGAAUGCUUAACACCAAUAAGUUGUUGCAAUGCGAUUAAGUCAGCUGUCGCAGAAGGUGGUUAUUUAUUCCUUCUUUGUGGAAUGGGAAAAAUUUCAUCGGAAAUUCAUUCCACAUGUGCUGCAGUCUUGCAUGAAGCCAGUGUUUGGUGGGCAGAGGAGAUGGAAAAACCUAGAAAGAAUGUUGAAAAGAAUUCGCUUUCAUCUACAAUAGAAUCUAAUUCUAAUUCAUCCUCUGUUGUUGUUCCUCCUCCUCCUCCUCCUGCUGCUGCUGCUGCUGCUGCUUCUGGUAGUAUUCCUACUUUCAAUCAGAAUGUCUUUGAUCGAACUCGAGAGGAACUCUAUAACUCACAGAAUUCCGGCUCACCUAAUAUGACUGGGAAAAGUACAGCAAAGAUGGAUGAACUCUAUGGGGCAUCAUUUGAUAAUCAAAAAUCAUUCUUGCCGGUAUACUUUUUUGAUGCCAUUGUGGAAAAACGUGAGAAUGGCGAUAGUAGCGCUGAACAAUCGGAUAGUGAAAGUGAUAUGGGUGACCAUUCUAACGAUGAUGUAGUAAAGGAUGAAAGGGCAAUGGUGCAAGAAUAUGUUCUAUCGGAGGUAUUGGAGGGGAAUGAACACUUGUUACCACCAUUUGAAGGGGAACCUUUUUUGAUUUGUCUGCAGUUGCCUGAACGACGCGCAUCCGUUCUUCGACGGAGAUUUGAUUUUGAGGUUUCGACUGGAACCACAACAGUAUUAUCUCGUCCUCUCUCCGGUAAUGCCACUCUUACUACCUCACUUCCCUCUAGUGGUUUAUCUCCACUGCUACCAAAAACAAGUGGGGAUGCUCAGGCCUCUAGUGGGACUUUUCAAGUAUCAAUACCCUUCACGGAGUCCGGGUCCGGUCGUACAUCUCUUUCAGGAACUCUCCAGGUGGAACUCUCUUCCGGACCGCACUUCAUCAACCCAUUGACUUCAGUGCGGUACGUAAAGGCUUUUAUUGCCCAGCAAAUUCUUGAGUAA